GGCGUCGAGUACACUGGUAGGUGAGGUGCUUGCAGCUCUCCCGUAAACGCCGGCGAGAAUGGAGGUCAAACAAUACGACGCGCUUCAUCCUGCUUCGUAGCUAUAUAUCAAGUCAAUUCAAUGGCAUCUUUUCAUCGUUGACUGGAACAGACUGAAAUGAUCUCGAAUGAGCGUUGACAGAUCAUUGACACGGGCAGUGCUCGUCUGACCAAUUGUUGUUGAUACCUCGCUCGAGAUUCGCAGUGGUCGUCCAUUGCGCAUGAACACCAACAGCUUCAUUGAUUUCCGAAGCCACAUAAUCUGCCGGUAACGCUGCAUAUCCUCGGCUCGCUAUAUCAAGUCUCGCCUUCGUCACACCGUGAAACCGAGGGAAGGAGCCGAUCGUGUUUACCGGAGAACGUUAUAAAAGACUAGCUGGCACUUGGGCGCAUCACUGCGAUUGAACUCUAUGCCAUCUCGGUCUGGAUCGUUCGCCCUGCUUGUCUUCAUACCACUACCAUCGAUACUCAAAUGACCACUCCGAUACCCUCGCCGCCUUCCAUACCAUUCCUGGGACAUGUAGCACAACUGGACAGAGAGAUCCCUCAUUUAUCCUUCCUACUGCUGGCAGAUCAGUAUGGCGAAAUAUUUCGCUUGAAUGUAUUGACGAGAAGGGCAGUUGUCAUUAACACUUACCAUUGGUGAACGAAGUUUCGGAUGAAUCAAGGUUCACGAAAGCUGUCCCUGCUCAGCUUCAAGAGGUUCGCAGAGCGUUAGGCGAUGGGCUCUUCACGGCAUACAAAAAAGAACCAAACUGGUGAAUCGCGCACCGUCUUCUCAUGCCUGCGUUCGGAAACAUCCUCGUCCGUGACACGUUUGACGACAUGCUGGACAUUGCUAAGCAGCUUGUGCUCAAAUGGGAGCGCUUCGGUCCAACGUAUACUAUUGACCCCGCAGAAGACUUCACGCGACUCACUUUCGACACGAUUGCAUUGACGUCAAUGACAUAUCGUCUGAACUCAUUUUAUAGCGAAACUCCCCAUCCUUUCAUUCAAGCCAUGUCCGACUUCCUUACCGAAGCCGGUGCUCGUGUCAACAGACCAGCAGUCGUUACCGCUCUCAUGCGUGGGACGAACGCGAAGUACGAACAAGAUAUCAAAACGAUGGCCGAUCUUGCUGAUGAGAUCAUCGCUGAACGAAAGAAGAACCCUAUAGACAAGCCGGAUUUGCUCAAUCGCAUGUUGUAUCAGAAAGAUCCGAAAACUGGAGAAAAGUUGUCUGAUGAAAACAUCAGAUUUAACCUUCUAACGUUCUUGCUUGCUGGUCAUGAGACGACAUCUGGCACCCUCACAUUUGCGCUCUACCAUAUCAUGAAGAACCCCGAAGUCAUGCGCAAGCUUCGUGUAGAAGUAGACGAAGUUCUUGGUGACGAGACCAUCACGCUGAACGACUUGAGCCGACUGAAGUACAACCUCGCUACCAUCCGAGAGGCUCUUCGUCUCAACGUGCCGACCGGUCUGCGAACUGCUGUAGCGCUUGAAGAUACUGUUAUCGGCGGUGGCAAAUAUUUCAUCGAGAAAGGUCUCAAUGUCGUAGUCAACUCUUGGAAGGCCCAAACAGACCCUAAGGUCUGGGGUGAAGAUGCUCAGCUAUUCCGACCUGAACGCAUGAUGGAUGGCAAGUUUGAGGCAUAUCCACCGAAUGCGUGGCAACCUUUUGGAUACGGAUCGCGGGCUUGUAUUGGCCGCGCAUUGGCCAUCCAGGAAGCUCAAAUCGCACUCGCGUGCAUCAUCCAAAAAUUUGAUUUCGCGAUGAAGGACCCCUCAUACGAACUCAAACUCAAACAAACCAUGACACUCAAACCUGCAAACUUCUACGUUCACGCUAUCCCUCGUACUGCUAACAAAACAAAGAGAGUUCCGAGGCCUAUUGUCAAGGCUGUCCUGGAGAAGGAUAAGAAAACCGAAGCUUCUGCUGGUGUGUCGAAAUCGAAGUUGUCUGAGAGUGCGCCGCCUUUGUAUGUGUUGUAUGGCUCGAAUGCUGGCUCUUCGGAGAGCUUUGCUCAACGCAUCGCCUCCGAUGCUGCAAAGUAUGGGUUCCGAGCCAGCUUCGCAACGCUUGACUCAGUUGUCAACAACUUGCCUCCUGAUGGUCCCAUAGUCAUUGUUACCGCCUCUUUUGAAGGUGAACCUGCAGACAACGCCGCUCACUUUGUCAACUGGCUCAGCAACCUCAAAGAACAACUCAACAACGUUCGCUAUGCCGUCUUCGGAUGUGGAAGUCGUGAUUGGGCUCGAACGUACCAGAAAAUUCCAAAACUCAUUGAUGCUACGCUUGAAGAACGUGGUGGUCAACGUCUUUUACAAAGAGGUGAAGGCGAUGCAUCGACGUUUGAGUUCUUCUCUUCCUUUGAUGACUGGAGUGGGAAGUUGUGGAAGGUCCUUUCUGAGGAAUUCCACACGACGGUAAAUGAGGACGACACGUCAACUGCUAUUGAGGUCAAGAAGAUCGAUGCUGGUACUUCACGAGCUACAGCGUUGCGUCAAUCGGAUACUGCAUUGGGAACUGUCCUCGAGAAUGCGGUCCUUACUGCGCCUGGUGCGCCUGCGAAGAGGCAUAUCGUCAUUGAGUUGCCGGAGAAUAUGCAAUACCGGGCUGGGGAUUACCUUGCAAUUCUUCCGACCAAUCCGAUUCGCAGUGUGCACAGAGCAAUUGCUCGAUUUGGGCUCUCAUCGGAGCAGCAGGUUACGCUAUCAUCUGCAGGACCAACUUCUCUACCUGUCAAUCAACCUAUCACUACCUUCGACUUAUUGUUAGGAUAUGUCGAGCUUUCGCAACCAGCGACGACUCGAGACCUUCACACUCUGUUCCACGCAGAGAGUAGCGAGUCCACCAAGCAGGCCCUGAAGGAAUACAUCAAUUCAUACGAAAAGAUCCAAGAGCGGCGAUUAUCUGUCCUCGACGUUCUCGAAGACUUCCCGGACAUCAAAUUACCUCUUGGUGUCUUCUUGACAAUGCUUCCCUCGAUGCGACUGCGUCAAUACUCUAUUUCAUCAUCAUCACUGUGGAACCCAGCUCAGGUGUCGCUCACAGUCAGCAUCCUUGAUGCACCAUCCAUCUCCGGUCGUACGGAACCAUUCCUCGGUGUCGCCUCAACAUACCUCGCCCACCUCAGACCAGGAACAAAAGUACAAGUUUCGGUACGAAGUUCAUCUGCGGCAUUCCACCUACCACAAGAUCCGACGACGCCUAUCGUUAUGUUUUGUGCCGGUACCGGUCUUGCUCCUAUGCGAGGUUUUAUCCAGGAUCGUGUCUAUCAGAAGAAGGCUGGUAGAGACAUUGGCAAAGCUUUGUUGUUCUUUGGUUGUCGAAAGCCGGACGAAGACUACCUGUACUAUGAGUCUGACCUCAAGGAAUGGUCAGAGCUUGGCGUUGUUGACAUCAGGCCAGCAUUUUCAAGAAUGUCGGAAGAAUCGCUUGCUUGCAAGUAUGUUCAAGACCGCGUCUGGCAUGAUCGCGUAGAUAUUGUCGCAGCCUACGACGCUGGAGCUAAGUUCUACACAUGCGGCUCUCGAAAGAUGGCCGAAGGCGUCAAAGACGUGCUCACCAAGAUCAUCAAGGAGAAUAACAACAUUGAGGAUGAGAAGGCUGCAGCGUUAUUCGACAGAGCGUCCCAGGUUUCCAGAUAUGCGACUGAUAUAUUUGAUUAGCAUGUAGUUUUAGAUUCGUUGGGAUCUCAUUGUAGCAUAACAUCUGG
Molecule: messenger RNA, 3736 nt
Organism: Somion occarium
Lineage: Eukaryota; Fungi; Basidiomycota; Agaricomycetes; Polyporales; Cerrenaceae
Source: the annotation of a GenBank genome assembly